UCAAAAAAUCAGUAUGUUUCACAAUUGUCAUUUCUAAAUUUCUAAGUAUGUUUAAAAAUCAUGGCACCUAUUUAUUUAGAAAUCACUUUAAGUAUCUUCGCUUGGACAACAUAUUAUUACAUAGUACGAUUACUAACAAGAAAGAAAUCCACAGAAUUCACGAUACGAGUACUAGCUUUAACACAUGGAUUAAUCACAUCUAUUCUUGGUACUCAUCAAUGCUUCCAAGGUGAUGAAUAUCCAAUUUUUCGCCCGUUAGAACAAACAACACAGCUUCAAAGAUUAAUUUUAUUAAUUAGCACUGGUUAUUUUUAUGUGGAUUUAUUUUGGUGUUUGUACAAUCAAACGGAAACGAAAUUAAUGUUAACCCAUCAUCUUUGUAGUUGUGUGGCACUUACAAGAAUUUUAUACAGAGGAGUUACAGGUGGCCAAGCUUGUUGUAGCUUGGGAUUCUUGGAAAUAACGAAUCCUUUAUUACAAUCACGAUGGUUUAUAAGAUCAUAUGGUUACCACAAAACCCCAUUAUUUGUUGCAGUUGAAAUCACAUUUAUUGUAACAUAUUUUAUCGUCAGAAUCAUCAUUGGUACCAUUUACUUCGGAUUCGCCAUAAUGCAAAAGGAGAAUUGGUGGGAAUACGCUUUAUAUUCAAUUUCAUUGUACGUUAUGUCCUGGCUGUUUCUUAUCAAUAUUAUAUUUUAUUUGAACAAUAAAUAUCAACGGAAAAAAGUUUUACCAGCUACUGAUUCAAAAUCGGUUUUAGCUAAUGUAUCACAAGAAGUUGAACUCGCUAGAUCUGCAACUUUGGAUAAAACCGGAAGAAUAACUGAGAUUGAAAACGAAUAAAACCAUUUUUGAGUUAUUUAUCGGGUUUUAAAUUAUUUUCUUUAAUUCUUUGCAUUAAAAUGAAUAAAAGGCUGUGUGCGUCAUCUGUUGGAACAUAAUUGAAAUGAUAUGAGAAAACUAGAAAACUGUUGUCUUUUGUGUUAUACGCAUUUCAAUAAGCAAAUUGGUGUAAUAAAGGUUGUCUAAUCGAAA
Molecule: messenger RNA, 1035 nt
Organism: Onthophagus taurus
Lineage: Eukaryota; Metazoa; Arthropoda; Insecta; Coleoptera; Scarabaeidae
Product: TLC domain-containing protein 5
Cellular component (GO): membrane
Source: RefSeq, a predicted model, not a curated record